CAGUAAUUUCUCCCAUAACGAGGCCCGAACUCGAACUCCGCCCAACAAAAUAUCUUCUUCCUUUCCCCUCUCUCGAACCUUCUCCGGCGUCGGACUUUCCUCACCUUCCCCAGAUAUUUUUCUCUCUCCACAGCAAAUUCUCUCUUAUUAACUAAAUAACCCUAUUUUGUUACAAAACUUCCUAAACAGAGCCAAAAUUCUCUCUGCAUCUCUAAAUGCUCUGUACCUGAAAGCGUUUGUGGAGGAACAAUUUAUCGACGCGAUAGCUAGGUUGAAGCUCUUUACAUUCGGGUUUACCGGGUUCGGGUCAUGGAUCGGGAUGCCGGACCCUGCUGCUACUAUUCCGUCCUUGGGAUCCGCAAGGACGCCUCCUUCUCCGACAUUCGAUCGGCUUACCGCAAGCUCGCCUUGAAAUGGCAUCCGGACAGGUGGGCAAAGAACCCGUCGGCCGCCGGCGAAGCCAAUCGCCGGUUCCAGAAAAUUCACGAGGCCUACGCUGUGUUGUCUGAUAAGGGGAAGAGAUCAAUGUACGAUGCCGGAUUCCUUGAUCUCCUUGAAGAAGACGAGGGAAUGGGAGAUUUCCUUCAUGACCUAAUGAAUAUGAUGGAGCAAAACGCUGGGGCAGAGGAAGAGAGCCUAGAGGACCUGCAAAAAACAUUCGUGGAUUUGUUCGGUGAGGAUAUGGCUAAUAUGGUGGAGAGUGACGAUCCAACAAUCACAAAGAGGGCCCGUGACAGUGGGGCCAAUGCUCGGGCAACACCAAAAAAGCGCAGCUUUCGCAUUUGAUGUACUAUUGCUUUCCUCACUUGUAGUUGUACCAUUCAAAAUUUAGGAAUUAGUUCGAGAAGUGUAAGAUUUGGAAAUUUCUGAUUGUGGCUUCACGAACACCACACGGUUGCUAAAGCAAUGGAAAAUAGACUAUUUGUGGUGUUUACGUGAUGUCUUGAUGACCUUGAUUAAUCAGUUUGCUUUGGUGAAGAACUUGCUUCUUCGUUGGAAAAAUGUGUGUUGUACUAUUUGAAUAUAUCUUAUUUGCAGUUUAAUCCCUUGGCCUUGGUUAAAUUUGAUUCUCAUUUUUGGUGAACUAAUGAGUGC
Striga asiatica is the source of this 1095-nucleotide messenger RNA. The record is from the annotation of a GenBank genome assembly. NCBI's taxonomy places the organism in Eukaryota, Viridiplantae, Streptophyta, Magnoliopsida, Lamiales, Orobanchaceae.